Messenger RNA from Dendrobium catenatum, 979 nucleotides. RefSeq names its product PITH domain-containing protein 1. The record is from RefSeq and is a predicted model, not a curated record. The transcript has 10 exons. Bases 90 to 698 code for a protein of 202 amino acids. Lineage: Eukaryota; Viridiplantae; Streptophyta; Magnoliopsida; Asparagales; Orchidaceae.
GAGCCGCGGCUAAGGGGCAUCGCCUAUAAAGUUCAACAUCGUUCGUCUUAGUCGUUUCUUACAAUAGAUACGAAAGAAAUCGGAGGGCAAUGUCUUGCACUCAUGAUCACGACUGCGAAGACCACAACUGCGCUGCGGAUUGGUCGCUUUACAAACAUAUAAACCUAGACCAGGUAACCGCUUUGAAUGAAUCAGUUGCUGGAAGCAUUAAAUCUGUUUUCAAGGCCUGGGAUCGCCGGUUGGAUAAUUCAGAGGGCUUUUUGGAAAGUAAUGAGGGUGAUCCGGAGCUACUUGUUUUCAUCCCGUUUACCUCAGAUGUUAAGAUCAAGAGCAUUUCUGUGGUUGGAGGUGCCGAAGGAACAAGUCCUUCAAAAAUGAGAGCGUUUAUCAAUCGAGAUGGUAUUGAUUUCUCUGAUGCUCAAAACAUGCAACCUGUUCAGGAGUGGGAACUGACAGAGAAUUUGCAAGGAAUCCUAGAAUACCAGACAAGAUAUCCGAGAUUUCAAAGUGUGGGCAGUCUUACGUUGCAUUUUCCUGAGAACUUUGGUGCGAAUGCAACUCAGAUAUACUAUAUUGGUUUACGUGGGGAAGCUACUCAGUUGAAGAGAGAUGCUGUGACAAAUGUUGUGUAUGAACUUUACCCCAAUCCAUCAGAGCACAAAAGUAGUGAUGUUGGGCGCUUUUCACAUGUGGAGUAAAGUUUAGCAGAAUAUUAAGUAUGCCAACUAGCGAAGCCAUUUUUUGUGCUGGCCCCUACUUAGUGAGCACUUCAAACUGUAAAUCUAACUUCACAAGUAUAUAAUGCUUGUUUAAUGACCAGUCUUUUUCAAAGACAUCUAAUGUUUCUCUUGACAAAUACUUAUCGCUAGCAGUUGCUUUGUGUGGGCUAAUCAAAUGGCUGGAUGCUAAUUUCUCUGAAAACUUUCUAUUAUAAGAAAAUCACUUACUGAAAGUGAAAUAUAUUAAGUGGGUUGAUUAA